AUGAAGUUGGUUCAGGAGAAAGACGAUUACAUCGGGAGGGGAAGCGGUUUCGCCCUAGAGUCGAUAGACGGACUAUUAGUAAUGGUGUAUAAAUAUAUGCCGAUGGGUGGAUCGUCAUAUAUUCAGCUGCCGGAAUAUAUAGAUAGAAAACGGGGAACCAUCAACCCACAAAACACGGAUCAGGAGUGUUUCAAGUGGGCGAUUUUGGCGAGACAUGUUACGGGGCCGUCGGCAUUUCGUGUGGAGGGAGAUAAAUAUAGUCAGCAUGAGGGCAAGUACAAUUUUGAUGGUAUAGCGUUCCCGACACAACUAUCGGACAUCACCAAAUUUGAAAAAAAUAAUAAUAACGUCUCCAUAAAUGUCUACGGGCUCGGCAAAAAAUUCCAGGCGCCCCGUAAGUACCCAACGUACGAAGUGUACCCGCUGCGUGUGGUCGACGAAGAAAAAAAGGAACACUUCGACCUGUUAUUGGUAACGGACGGCGACAACUCGCACUAUGCUUACAUUUCAAAUUUUUCCCGGCUCAUACGUGCACAAAAAACCAAACAUGAUCAACGCCAUCGCGCUAUUUUCUGCAAGAGGUGUUUCACCAGCUUUGACAACCAAAAUUUAAAAUUCAAGUUGAGCGGACAGGAGGCCCUGGACCAACAUAAAUUGAUUUGUGGGGCGCACAAGCCAAUUUUUCCGGAGAUGCCGAAGGAGGGCGAUUGUGUUGAGUUCAGGGCGUGGAAAAACACGGUGAGGCACCCGUUUGUAAUUUACGCGGAUUUCGAGGCGAUCUCGGCGAAGGCGGAGGAGGCGAGAGGGGGUAGUACCACGAUUACUCAAAAACACGAAGCGAUGAGCUACGGUUUUUUGGUGAAGGCGAGCGAGGACGUGCCGGCGGAUUUAUUGGUUCAACACGAGAUACCGGCGGGUCCGGUAAUCUACAGAGGCAGCGAAGACAGGACGGACGUGGCGAGACAUUUCAUGGAGUCAAUUGUUGAUGUGGCCCGGAAAAUUGAAGGUCUGAUGAAGACGAAUAUUCCUUUAAUCAUGACCGAGGGUGAAGAAAAAACACAUCAAGAGUGUAAUGCGUGUAACUCAUGCAAAUGCAUAUUAGUCGGGGGCGAUAAUGUUAGGGAUCAUGACCAUCUCACGGGCAAAUUUAGGCAGACCUUGUGCUCCAGGUGUAACCUGGAGUUGCAGCAACCUAAAUUUGUCCCCGUAUUUUUUCAUAAUCUCUCAAACUACGACUCGCACUUCAUAAUCACUGAACUUGGGUAUGAUACACAGGCGAUCAACGUUAUACCGAACAGUGAGGAGAAAUUUAUAUCUUUCUCGAAAUAUAUAAGUAGUACCUUCACUGUUGGGUUUAUCGACACGUUCAGGUUUAUGGCGUCGAGUCUGUCGUCCCUGGCCGAAAAUUUAGUUACACCCGAACAUGAGAACUUCCGUGAGACAGCCAAACAUUUUGUCGCCAGAGAUUUGCCGCUCGUGACUCGUAAGGGGCUGUACCCAUACGAGUACACAGAUAGUUGGGAGUAUCUGGAAUACAGGAGACGACCGAGUAAUAGAGAUUUUUUUAGUAUGUUGACGGAGACCGGGAUUAAGGAGGAAGAUUUUGAAUACGCGAAGUAG
Macrosiphum euphorbiae (potato aphid) is the source of this 1620-nucleotide messenger RNA. Lineage: Eukaryota; Metazoa; Arthropoda; Insecta; Hemiptera; Aphididae. The record is from the annotation of a GenBank genome assembly.